Molecule: messenger RNA, 1971 nt
Organism: Venturia canescens
Lineage: Eukaryota; Metazoa; Arthropoda; Insecta; Hymenoptera; Ichneumonidae
Gene: Gnmt
Product: Glycine N-methyltransferase
Exons: 4
Coding region: 722-1603 (293 amino acids)
Biological process (GO): one-carbon metabolic process; S-adenosylmethionine metabolic process; protein homotetramerization
Cellular component (GO): cytosol
Molecular function (GO): glycine N-methyltransferase activity; identical protein binding; S-adenosyl-L-methionine binding
Source: RefSeq, a predicted model, not a curated record
UAGCAGCUGUGUUUCUUCAGUUUUUCGACUGUAGAGGCGCUCGGCGGGGAAAUAUGAUGGAUACCUAAGAAUCUAUUGCGAUGUUUUCCUUGGACCGAACGAAAUAAAAUAUCAUAAAAAAAUAGUCGUGGGGGAAAAGGAAUAUCGAACAAAGCCCUCGCGUAGUUCGUAAUGUGACUCUGUGAAAAUGGAUACCGUUCUGUGUUAUUGUUGAUGUUUACUCAGGGGUCAACGGGAUAUCGAAAGAUAAUCGUCGAGAAAAAUAUAGUGACGGUUAAUCACGAUCGUGGCAUCGACAAUGAAACGUUGUGAAAAACUCUGCCGGUUAUUCAACGCAUCGAAAUAUUUAAUGCGUGAUACGAUAUUAUAAGAGCAGGGCAAGAGGACAAUCUGUUUGUUGUUUGGUCCGUUGGUAAACCCCCACCACCGCUCUACACGAGUUUCAUAAUUUUGUGAUGUGACUCGAGACGAUAGUAGCAGCGAAGGAAGUGCCGCUUGAAGCGAGGGAAAACGAUGUUUAUUAUAUCAGUCGGGCAAUCGUCUAGGUGACGUAUAAGUAGGACCAAAAGACCGAGGAUGUAUCAGUCUACUCGAAAACGUCGUUGGCGGAGCGGUCAUUUUCGUCGGGCGCUGCGAUCCGAUUCAACGAAAAUUCUGUCCUCGUAUAUUUUCGUGUAGCAAACAUUGUUUUUAACUCAUUGAUUGAAUAUUGGAAGAGAGAAUGGUAGAUUCGGUUUUUCAUACCCGUUCCCUGGGGGCCGCUGCCGAAGGUGUCAGAGACCAAUACGCCGAUGGGAAAGCUGCCAAAGUUUGGGAAGUUUUUAUCGGUGACAAGAAUCAACGAACGAAAAAUUACAAAGACUUUCUCGUCGGACUGCUGCGGGAAAAAGGUUGCCGCAAAAUUUUGGACGUUGCUUGCGGAACGGGAGUGGAUUCCGUUUUACUUCUGGAAGAAGGUUUCGACGUUGUCAGUGUCGAUGCUUCCGACAAAAUGCUCAAGUACGCUCUCAAAUCUCGAUGGGAGAGACGCAAAGAACCGGCCUUCGAUAAUUGGGUGAUCGAAGAAGCGAAUUGGUUGACUUUACCCGAGGACAUAGGGCACUUGUCGGACGGUGGUUUCGACGCUGUCAUCUGCUUGGGCAACAGCUUUGCUCACAUGCCAGACUCCUUCGGUGACCAGAGAGAACAAAGGCAAGCCCUGGCGAAUUUCGCGCGGUGUGUCAAACCGGGUGGUUUGUUUUUGAUCGACCACAGGAAUUACGAUUACAUGAUGAAGACUGGCUACACCCCACCAAAAUGCAUUUAUUACAACAGCGAGCACAUGAUAGAUAUAAAGACGUCGGUGCUCUACGUCUGCGGAAAGCCAGCGAUAGUGACCCUCGACUAUCUCAUUUCAUUGGAGCCGGACAAGAGCACGAGCGAUCCCGAAAACACGAGCGAGUUCCGGCUCUCGUAUUAUCCUCACAAACUCGACGUGUUUCGGGACAUGCUCGACGAGAUUUUCACCAAGUCGAAGAGGCACACGAUCUACGGCGACUUCAAGCCUCUCGACGAGGUCGAAAACCCAGGAUUUUACAUUCACGUGAUCGAGAGCAAGGUCUAGGCCGAGGAGUCAUUCGUCGUUCGUGCAUUUCAAAGAGCCUCUUCUGGAGGAGGAGUCCAAAUCUGGAAUUUCAGCUCGCGAGUGCCUCCCCACGCACGCGUUUAUCUCCGACCAACGAAUUCAAAUAAUAUUUUAUCCUCCAGUCAUUUUUAUGAAAAAAAAAAUUCAAUUUUAGCCCGAACGUAAAGGUUUUCUGCAUCUCAGAAUCCCGCUCGCCCGAUAAUUACGUUCUGUUAUUUUCAAUCAACAAAAAUAGUAAGAGUGAAAAAAAUACUGGACGCUGUAUAUUAUAUAUACGUACGAUAACGUACAUACACUUUAUUUUAGAUUAUUUUGUAUAAAUGUUAAAUAUACACGUUUGAAAGCAA